Messenger RNA from Marasmius oreades (fairy-ring Marasmius), 2122 nucleotides. RefSeq lists its product as uncharacterized. The record is from RefSeq and is a predicted model, not a curated record. Gene Ontology annotation, cellular component: precatalytic spliceosome. The transcript has 5 exons. Bases 596 to 2053 code for a protein of 485 amino acids. Gene Ontology annotation, molecular function: RNA binding. NCBI's taxonomy places the organism in Eukaryota, Fungi, Basidiomycota, Agaricomycetes, Agaricales, Marasmiaceae. Gene Ontology annotation, biological process: mRNA cis splicing, via spliceosome.
CUUGACCCACCACACUGUAACUCAAAUAUGUCGAGCAGAGCAGGAGGACUUUACGGAGGAAUCCAGUUCUCUGGCGGUUCUGCUGCAGUGACUGCUUCUAUAUCUCAAUCAGAAAAGCCGAAAGAGCCUUCUUCAGCACCCAUAUCCCAGCAACUACCUCAAGAAGAAGUCCAGUCAACAGCAUCAACAACUUCUCCAGACCCCUCCCCAGCUGGUGGAGGAACGAAGUCUACAGCCGGUACUCCUUCGUGCUACACCUUUCCUAUUUACAGAGCUUUAUUGAAUUCUUUUUUAUCGAUAUUCUCCGUCUACUUCCAAAGGCUGGUCUGCUGCUCUGGCAUUUGCACCAGUUAGGCGUAAUCAGGGACAAAAAUCGAAGCAUGCGACCCCAAGACUUCCAGCAGGCGUCUCUCUCGCCAAUAGAGUGGGAAAUUCAACUCCUUCUACCUCAACAAUUUCUUCGACUGCAGUAGUAUUCGCGCCACCAACUCUGGUCAAAAACAGUAACCGCAACACCACGACGCCGAAACUUGUUUCGGAAGAACCACCUCAGCAACAAGCUCAGGGAUGGGGUAAGAAGGUUAAACCACCUUCUAUGGUCCUGGAUGAAGACGUGAACGGGUACAAGGCAUCACAGAAGAGGAAAAUAGGGAAGGGAAAGGGAAAGAAGAACAAGAAUGCGCCGGUCGUCGUCGCCUGGGACCCAUCAGAGCCUUAUGACUUAUUGCGACCGAAUGAUUACAAUGAAUACAAGAUCUGGAAGCAAAAAGAACGAAUUGAACGAAGGGAGCGUCGAACCGAAGAGCUACGUUCAUCUAAGAGGAGUCGUUAUAGCGAUUGCUCUGACAGUGAAGGAACACCCUCUGAUGAGAACCGUCCCCCGCGAAAAUCAGGAAGAUUCGACGAGCAUGAGUCUUUCGAUCGUUGGUCAAGAGCAGAUGACAAGAAAGCUUUCAACCGUGACAGAUCUCGCAGUCGAACUCCAGUUCCUUCACAUUCUCCAGUCCAGAUGGAUCGCAAUCUCACGGGUGACGAAGCCUACCAUCGACGUCUACAGAUGUCGAGGGGUGGAGGUAGCUCCAGUAGAGCUCCAGAGACGGUGGCAGAUUCUGCCACCGUUUCACCGCCUACGCUCUCGAAGAACGACGACGAAUCUGAUAGUAUUCCAGGCUUGUCUUCACCUCCGCCACCUCCUCUCGCUGUUCCUCCUCCACAACGUGUUGAAAGUGGGGAAGAAGCUUACUUGAAGGGCAUAGCCGUUGAUCAUCGAACCGCCCACCCACCAUCUCCACCCACACUGGCUUACAAUCCUUUUGCUCCGCCAUCCAUGGUCCCUCCUCCUCCUUUGGAAGGUCCGCCUGCUAUGGCUGUAGGGAUUGAUGAGAGAGUCAAGGCUGCCGCUGCAAUCGCUGCCAGAUUAUCUGCCAUGAAGAACCCAACCGCUGCAUCGAUGCCCCCAACUUCGGAUGAAUUUUCCUCGGUCAACGCCCCGGACACUGGCACUUCUUCCCAAAGCUUCGCUGCCCGGAUGAUGGCCAGAUGGGGUCAUAAGGAAGGCCAAGGCCUUGGGGUGGAUGGGUCUGGAAUUGUAAACGCGCUCACCGUCGAACAAGUGAAAGCUGGAGGAAAAGGAAAAAGUCAUCUAGGUGGUAACAAGGGCGCGGGGGUUGGAUCCGGUAUGGGCAAGAUAAUCAAUAACAACGAAGACGCGAGAACGAAAGAAGACAGAAUGCGGUUUGGGGACCCGAGCCGCGUUGUGAUGCUUACGAAUAUGGUUGGUCCUGAGGACGUUGACGACGAGGAUUUAAGGGAAGAAAUUGGUGAGGAGUGCUCCAAGAACGGUGUUGUGGAACGCGUGGUGGUGCAUUUGGUCAAUCCACCUCCGGCCAACAAAGAAGAGGCAGUGAGAAUCUUCGUCUUAUUUGGAGGACCAGCUGGUGCUUGGAAAACGGUUCGGGAAUUGGAUGGUCGAUUCUUUGGCGGAAGAACUGUGAGAGCGCGGUAUUUUCCAGAACGGUUCUUCCACCAGCAAAAUCUAGAUAUUGUGUUGUGAUACUUGGUAGUUUCGUGAAUAUUCUGUGUACGUACAUACGUACGUGACGUUAUAGACCACGUGACUGAA